AUGACAGAAGAAAAUCCCAAGAUAGACGUUCUUUCCAUUCAUGAAACCGUCUCGGAAUUCAUCGGUGUAAGGCAGAUUCUUUGCAAGUUCAAAACUGCUCUUUGCCCAGAUCGCUGUGGCCAUUGUGCUGAUGUUUACACAUUCAAGGUGUUAGAAUAUACAAAAUACGAGAAACCAGGUGAGUAUGGAGAUGAUCAGCAGAAGGAGCUCCAUAUCAAUACAAAAGAGCAUGUCUUUGGACAAGAUCCAAGCAUUUUGGAGAAAUGCAAGCACCUCGAAGAAGGAAAGAAGUAUAGAGUUUGCUACAAGCAUCUCUAUGUUGAUGAUGGCUCAAAUGCUCGCCCUGAAAGGCCAUUUACCGAAAUAUCACCAAUAAAUUAA
Messenger RNA from Trichomonas vaginalis G3, 381 nucleotides. RefSeq lists its product as uncharacterized. The record is from RefSeq and is a predicted model, not a curated record. Lineage: Eukaryota; Parabasalia; Trichomonadida; Trichomonadidae. The transcript has a single exon. The coding region runs from base 1 to 381 and encodes 126 amino acids.